AUGAAACCUCAUAUUUGUACAGUAUGUAAUAAAACAUUUGCUCACGUUGGAAAUCUACGGCAGCACAGGUUGACUCAUACUGGAGAAAAGCCUCAUAUCUGUCCAAUUUGUAAAAAAGCUUUCACGCACAUAAGUAAUCUUAGGCAGCAUGUUUUAAUUCACAGUGGAGAGAAACCUCAUGUAUGCAGUGAUUGUGGCAAAGGAUUUACACAUGUGAGUAAUUUACGACAGCAUAUACUUACACAUACUGGCGAACGUCCUCAUGCUUGUCAUGAGUGUGGGAAAAGUUUUACUCAUUUAAGCAACUUACGACAACACAGUCUUACUCACUCUGGACAAAGACCACAUGUAUGUGACUUUUGUAGUAAAAGAUUUACUCAUAUAAGUAAUCUAAGGCAACAUAUUCUCUCUCAUCGCAGUGAUAAAACACAUCAGUGUAUGAUGUGUAAAGAUCUAUUUCCAUCUCUUACUGAUUUACAGAAACAUUAUACUCUUCAUAUGACAAGAAAAACUGAAUCUGUAAUUGAUACAGUUAACAGUAUAAGUAACACUGCUAAUAUAAUUCAUUUGUGA
This is a messenger RNA of Stegodyphus dumicola, 573 nucleotides long. RefSeq lists its product as uncharacterized. Gene Ontology annotation, cellular component: nucleus. NCBI's taxonomy places the organism in Eukaryota, Metazoa, Arthropoda, Arachnida, Araneae, Eresidae. Gene Ontology annotation, biological process: regulation of gene expression. The record is from RefSeq and is a predicted model, not a curated record.